AUGUCCUCCGACGAUUCGUAUAUCCUGGAUGUGCUCGCGGACUACUCCAAAGAUGUUCGAAGCCUCACAGGGUCGAUAUGGGAUGCAUCAGACCGACACUUUGCAAGCGUGGCCGGCUACGUCAAGCGACACGUCCCCGAGAAAUGGCUACCUGAAUAUGCGCGGCCUCUUCCGCCACCUCCUCCUGCGACCGCCUCCGCCACUGUUACCUAUAUCGAGCGCCUGCAAGAUUGGGUAUCGAGAAAUCGCGCGCUCACAGCGGCGAUCGUUGCAUUCUUUGGAACAGGGAGCUAUAUGCUAUGGAGGCAGAACAGAUCACACAGCCGCAAGAGGAGGGCGAGGCGCGCAAGCAACGGAGCCAGGCGGGAGGUCAUCGUGAUUGCUGGGCCACCAAACUCGCCCAUCACACGGUCACUGUCGCUGGACCUCGAACGCCGCGGCUUCAUAGUCUACAUUGUGUGCUCGAGCAUGGACGAGGAACAGCAGGUCUUGAGUGAGUCGCGAGCAGAUGUCAAGCCGCUCCACCUCGAUGUUGCAGAUACCAUGGGCACGCAGGAAGCUAUGGAUGGCUUCAACACCAUGCUCACAAGGCCGCAUGUCGCCUUUCAGGGCGCAAGUGCACACAACCUCAACCUGAGAGGCGUUGUGCUUGUACCAGACCUAAUCUUCCCUUCAGGGCCGAUAGAGACGAUUCAUCCAGAAUUGUGGUCGGACGCACUGAACGCCAAAGUUCUGAACACAAUAGCGGUGACGCAGGCCUUACUGCCGACCAUCUGUCAGUUCAAGUCAAGGGUACUCAUGCUUACACCGAGCAUCGUUGCGUCAUUGCGGCCGCCGUUCCACAGCGUCGAGACUACGAUCGUGUCUGCGCUCGAGGGCUUCCUUGCAACAUUGAGAGGGGAGCUCGGCACUUUGGGUAUCGAUGUCAUACAGUUUUAUCUCGGCACGUUUGAUUACUCCAACGUGGGCCCAAAGCACCACCUCCAAACAAAGGCAGCACCAAACCCGCGCGCCUGGCCCGCAACAACUCGGGAGCUGUAUGCUAACAAUUUUGUAAACCAUACACGGAUAGGGCAAACCAGAGGGCUCUUCAGCCAGAAAAGCCACGGCACUUCCUUACGCGAACUGCACAACGCUGUCUUCGACGCAGUGACCCAGAAGCGUCCACGCAAGGUCUGGCGCGUUGGUCGAGGUAGUGUGACUUAUGGGCUCAUCGCCGACUGGGUCCCCUCAGGUUUGGUAGGCUGGAUGAUGGGCCUGAGGCGUGUGUCGCUCGACACGGCAGCCAAGCCGAAGUUGGAGGACAGUGUACAGUCGUGGGAGCGCGUCGAGGCUGUUGCGUGA
Messenger RNA from Didymella exigua CBS 183.55, 1344 nucleotides. RefSeq names its product DUF1776-domain-containing protein. The record is from RefSeq and is a predicted model, not a curated record. NCBI's taxonomy places the organism in Eukaryota, Fungi, Ascomycota, Dothideomycetes, Pleosporales, Didymellaceae. Bases 1 to 1344 code for a protein of 447 amino acids. The transcript is spliced from 2 exons.